This is a messenger RNA of Plutella xylostella (diamondback moth), 2157 nucleotides long. Lineage: Eukaryota; Metazoa; Arthropoda; Insecta; Lepidoptera; Plutellidae. The record is from RefSeq and is a predicted model, not a curated record.
AGUCAGUGUUUGCCGUUUGCCGACUUUGUCGGAUUGUUAAUAAAAUAGUUUACCUCUGAAAUUGUUUUUAAUAUUAUUUUCAGAAUAAUCAACUUAGCAAAUAGUUGACUACGUACGUACAUCAUGGAAUUGACCAACAAAAAUUUUCCUGCGUUGAAAAACGAUAGACUGUUGAGAGCAGCGCUUGGGAAGGAAGUGGAUAAAGUUCCCGUUUGGGUGAUGCGUCAGGCCGGGCGCUACUUGCCCGAGUUCCAGGCGGUCCGGGCCAAGCACGACUUCUUCACCGUCUGCCGGACGCCGGAGCUGGCGUGUGAGGUCACGCUGCAGCCCUUGAGAAGAUACCCACACCUUGAUGCCUCUAUCAUAUUCAGUGAUAUCCUUGUUAUACCUCAAGCUCUGGGGAUGACCGUUGAAAUGCACCCGGGAUUGGGACCAGUGUUUCCAAAUCCAUUGAAAGAUCCAUCAGAAAUCGACAAUUUACAAGAAGAAAAUGCUGUGUCCAGGCUGGACUACGUGGGGAAGGCUAUCACAUUGACCAGACACAAGAUUGAAGGGAAAGUACCACUGAUUGGUUUCACUGGAGCACCUUUCACAUUAAUGGGGUAUAUGAUUGAAGGGGGUGGCAGUAAAACAAUGGCAAAAACAAAGGAAUGGCUUGAAAAGUACUCAAAUGAAGUUCACAAACUACUGGCUAUGCUAAGUAGAGUUAUUGUUGACUACUUAGUUAUGCAGGUAGAAAGUGGUGCUCAACUAUUACAAGUGUUUGAAUCUAGUGCAGAUCAUUUACCAAGAGAGUUGUUCAAAGAGUUUUCAGCUCCAUACUUGAAGACAAUCAGAUCUGAAGUGAAGAGGAAACUGGAGGCAAAGCAAUUGGAGCAAGUUCCUAUGACAGUGUUUGCCAAGGGUGGUGGACAUUCCCUAGACGUGCAGGCAGGACUAGGCUAUGAGACACUAGGACUGGACUGGACUGUAGAUCCCAUUGAAGCCAGGAAAAUUGUUGGAGAUAACAUAACUCUACAGGGAAAUCUUGACCCCCAGGAUUUAUAUAAAAAACCUGAGGAGAUCCGUUCGAUGACAAUAGACAUGGUACGUAAGUUCGGCAAACACAGGUACAUCGCGAACCUCGGCCACGGCAUCACUCCGCAGACCCCGCUCGAGAGCAUGACGGCAUUCACCGAGGCGGUACAUGAGGCUGUGUGAUUGGAUGACCACGUACAGGCCGAUCACGAAUAUUGCCGUCUUUAGUCGAUAGUAAUUUGGCUGUUCGGUGGAUUUUGUAUGUGCUUUAUUAGUUUCUAACGUUACCGACAGGGGCGCUGAUCAAGAUGUCAUAAAAAUUGCUAUCGACAAUAUUCGUGAUUCGCACUCUGUAGCCGUAUCAUGAAAAUGCACUUGUCGAUAGGUAGUUCGAUUCACUGGAAUUAAGUAUAUCGUCUCGAUCAGUGCCCCUGUUGGUAAUGUUAGAUAGAAUUUAAUAACAAUAUCACAAACAAAUCCGGUGAACCGCUUGGUUUUUUUUCGUGAUACAGCCUUAGAUAAGUUCGUGUAGUGCAGGUUUUUUAGUUUGCUAAUAGAAAAAAAAUCUUUUUCUAUAAUCUAAUGAUCCGCUUUUUUACGCUAGAGGCAAACGUUACUUUGUUUGCCAAUAAACUUUUCUGCCUUCGAGAACUAUAAAAACCUGCACUAGAGAGUACACCUCGGAGUCACAGAAGGUGUAUACUUAACUUAAGGUUUUGUUGACUACAUUUUUAAAGAGAGUGUUUUAUGCAAAAAUGAUAAAACCAUAGUUUUUUAAUAUGUUACUCAGGUUAUGGUGUUUCUUCCGUUAAACACUCAGAAUCACGUAUGUACUGAAAACGGCGAAUAUUUUUUUAUCUCCUCACUUCUGUGCAAGUGAGGGUCAAAAAAACUUAAACAAUUAACGGUUUAAGUGAAAAGUUAAAUUCCAUUCUCGUUUGCAUUUCAAACAGUACCUCUUUUUAUAUAGGUAAUAGGUUAUCUUGAAAAUAAUUGUGUCUAUCGGUACUGGUUUUAUACUGUCGAAACUAAUAAUUAAGUUUUAAAUGGAAUGGUAAUUUCUUAUGCACUGAUUUGUUGAAUAAUUGAAGGAUAGGUUUAUGUAUGUAAUUAUUAAUUACAUUGUUUUUGUUGCCUUAA